This is a messenger RNA of Cuscuta campestris, 4135 nucleotides long. The record is from the annotation of a GenBank genome assembly. NCBI's taxonomy places the organism in Eukaryota, Viridiplantae, Streptophyta, Magnoliopsida, Solanales, Convolvulaceae.
AACAAAGGGAUANAAGGAUAGCAGGCAAAUGUUUGAUCAACAUAUUUUAAAAUAUGUCAUGAUUUGGUUAUUAUUGUACUUCCGCAUUACUCUGAAAAUAUUUUUAAAUGGGUCGCGAUCCAGAGUCUGUAAAUUUAAUAUUUAUAAGUAAUUGUCAUUUUCAAAUGUCAAGCGAAAUUUUUAUUUAACUCUUGUUUCACCAUAAUUCGUAUAAUUCCGGGGGUUCAAUUCUCCUUACACUUGAGUUGAGAAUCAAAUGGCAGCGGCUCCACCACUACCACAGCCGGCGGCGGCAGAUGUUCUUAGAAGACCGUCACUCUACGUCGGUGAUCUCCACCCUGAGACCACCGAGAGGGACCUGUUGGAGUCGUUUUCUAGGAUGGGGACAUUGGAUUCAGUCCGCCUCUGUAGAGAUACUGUGACGAAGAGAUCUCUCUGCUACGCUUAUGUCAACUUCCUCUGCUUUUCUGAUGCUUUGAAGGCUAUGACGUGCCUGAACCACACUAACCUGAGGGGUAAGCCUAUGAGGAUCAUGUGGUGUCAGAGGGAUCCAUUGGUAAGAAAAUCUGGGGUUGGCAACCUUUUCGUCAAGAAUCUUGCACCUUCAGUAACCAGUGCUCAACUGGAGAGGAUGUUUAGCAACUAUGGGACGAUUAUCUCUUGCAAAGUUGUUGUUGAAGAUGGAAAAUCCAAAUGUUUUGGAUUUGUUCAGUUUGAUUCUGAGCAUUCAGCCAUGUUUGCUAUUCGUUGUCUCAAUGGAACAAUGUUGGAAGGAAAGAAACUAUAUGUCUCAAAAUUUAUCAACAAGCAAGAGAGGAAGGUUCCAUGUGAAGACUUCAAAUUCACAAAUCUGUAUGUGAAGAACUUGGAUGAUGAUCUGACUGAAGAUCUCUUAAGGGAGAAAUUUUCAAAACAUGGGAAGGUCCAAAACGUUAUCAUUGUUAGAGACGAAAAUGGAAAGUCAAGAGGUUUUGGCUUUGUCAAUUUUCACUCCCAUGAAGACGCUAGCAGGGCUGUUCAGUGUAUGAAUGGCACAUUACUUGGAUCAAAGCAACUGUUUGUUGUAAGGGCGCAGAAGAAAGACGGUAGAGAUGAUAUCUCAAGAUGUGCAUAUGACCACACAAUCAGCCUUGAUGACAACAAGCCCGAGGCUUCCACUUUGCAUGUGAAGAAUCUAAGUCAAUCAAUUGACGACAGAAAAUUAAGAGCACUUUUCACUGCUUAUGGAAAGUUACUAUCUGUGAAGAUCAUGCGUCAUGAUGAUGGUGUCAGUAAGGGAUUUGGCUUCGUGAGCUUUUUAAAUCCUGGAGAUGCAAAAAGGGCUACGGAUAACCUUGAUGGAACAACUUGUGAUGGAAUGUGUCUGCAUGUGGCGUUAGCUUGGCCGAAGGAAGAACGCACCAGGGCAUCCUAUGCCCCACAAAAACCACAGUCAUUUUCCCCUCCUUACCAAGAAAUUGUCAUGCCUACACUCCAAGAGUUCCUCUACUAUGCUCCUCCUUAUUAUAUGUCAAUGCCAGAUUUCAGUCCUGCCAGAACAUAUCAAACUGUUAGCAGACAGAUGGGCACCUUCUUCCCUGUCGGAAUGUACAAUUUUCAAGGGGGGAAGAACUUGAUUCAUGGGCCAGAUAAACAACGACCGCAGCAGUUGCCCAAUAAUAAGCACUUCAUCACCUCGUACAAACCUACAAAGUCUGCUCUUCCUUUGAAUGAUUCUGCAAAGCUGGGAAACCAAAAGAGUCAGAAGGCGAAAAAUGCAAAUGGAACAACAAUGCGAGUUGUACUACCUCCACCAGAACCGACCAGCAACAAAGAGCUAACAAAAGCUUCAAUGUUGCAGCUCAUGAUAGAUCUUGAGAGCGGGCAUGCUGCAGAGAUAAAUGCACUGAUAUCGGAAGGGAGGAAGAAACUCAUGAUAAAGAAAAUGAUGAACUUGCCAGACACUUUGGUAGCAAAUAUUGAAGAAGCAAUCAAUGUGCUGAAAGCAGAGAAUCCUUGGGACAAUCAAAGCUCUGAAGGUGAAGGUUCAGAGGACAGAAAAAUGACGGAUGCUAAGUGGGCCAAACACCGGAAGAACGACAAACCAGAAAAAUUGUCGGAUGAAGAGUGGGAGGAUUUGAAGGACAUGGCAACAAGUACAAUAUGUCUAUGUCUUGCAAAUAAUACUCUUCGGGAGGUUCUCGGUUUGACGGACCCAGUGGAUAUUUGGGACAAGUUGGAGAGCCGGUACAAGUCAAAAUCGUUGACAAGUAGGCUAUACUUGAAGAAACGAUUGUUUGGUCUCCAAAUGGCGGAGGAAGCUAACUUUAAUGGGCACUUGGAUGAAUUCAACAAGAUUACAACAGAGUUGGAAUCCAUUGACGUGAAGAUUGAAGAGGAGGACAAGACGCUGCUUUUAUUGGCUUCAUUGCCUUCAUCUUUUGACAACAUCGUGACCACGCUCUUGUUUGGAAAAGAGACCUUAAAAUUUGAUGAAGUAGUUGCUGCGUUGUUGAUGAACGAGACUCGGCGGGGUGGCAACGGGGUAUCAAAUGAUGGUCAAGCUUUGGUUGCAAAAGGAGCUGGUCGGGAACGAGGACGGUCUAAAGAGAGGGGCGGCGCGUCCCAACGCUUCAAAUCGAGUAGUAAAAGCUUUCAGUGUUACUACUGCGAUGAAGAGGGUCAUUUCAAAAGGGAUUGUCCAAAGAGGAGGAAGGAAAAGAAGGACGGGAAAACACCCGUGAAUGCGGUUGCAGAAAGUUCGAGCCAAGAAACUAAAGAAGACUUAUUUUUGGCAACCGCAAAGAGCCUAGAUAAAUCAGAUUGGAUAUUAGAUUCGGGUUGUUCGUUUCAUAUGUGUUCAGUUAAGGAAAAGUUUGAUACCUAUCAAACUUGUGAUGGGGGUGUUGUGAAGAUGGCAAAUGGUGCACGGAGCAAAAUUGCAGGGGUCGGAACAGUGCAAGUUCGCAUGUUUGAUGGCGUGGUGAGAACAUUAACUGGAGUGAAACAUGUACCGGGUCUAAAAGGAAAUUUGAUUUCCUUGGGGGCUUUAGAUUCAGAAGGCUGCCGAAUUUUUGCUCAAGGUGGAGUGUUAAAAAUCUCUAGGGGAGCAAUGGUAGUAGCAAAAGGAGUUUUGUCAAAUGGCUUGUAUAAACUUGCAGGAAAAGAUUUGGCACGGAAGCUGUCAGAAGGAAAAAUUACAAGUGCAACAAGCGGAGCAUUUGCAUGGAAGAAGCGGGUGACGUUUGAAGCUUCUCAGGUUGGUGGAGACUGUGACCUUGCCGGAACGAGCAAGGUGGAGCCGGACCAUGAGUACAAAGAAGACGAAGACGGUGGAGCAGCGAGGAUGACGAGGAGUGAUGGUGGCAGAAAUCCGUUGAAAACAAUAGAGAAGGAAGAUAGAGCUGCAAAGGUUGCCGCUGCUUUACAGAGGUUGACGAAGGAGAAAGGCGGUAGAUGGGAGGAGAGGCCUCAGAUGAAAACCCUAGUCGGGUGGAAGCCCGGAGAGAAAGCCGUUUACCUUUACGGCCAUGUCUACAAACCCUCCGUUGCACAACGACCGCCAGAAGAUCAGUUCCUUCUUCUCCCCGUUCUAUUUCAAUAGUCAAUUCUCUCCCCUCACUCGAUGGUACCGGAGACGCUCUAGCAUUGAACACGGCAAUGGAAAACCCUAGCGCUACAACUACCUCUAACAUUGAUAAACAAAAAGAGAAAAAUCGAUUUUUUCCUAAGCGAGGGCAGACCUUGGAGCUGGUUUGUGAUUCUAUAGCUUUUAAAGGGAAAGGCGUUUGUAAGGUCGCUGAUACUGGCUUUGUGGUUAUGUGCGAUCGUGCCUUCCCUGGUGAACGCUUCCUCGGUCGCGUCACUCGCAAAAAAGACAAUUACACCGAGGAUGAUAGGUUAAAAAAAUGAAGACCAUAUCACCUCAUUGGGACCUUGUCGAGGCACCGUGUGAAUAUGCUUCACAUUGUGGAGGUUGCAAAUCACAGAGUUUAUCAUACAAAGCUCAGAUCAAUGCAAAAGAGCAACAAGUUCGGGAUCUCGUUGUGCAUGUAGGCAAGUUCUCAGAUAAAAAUAUGGAAUUUGCCCAUGUGAUGCAACCAAUUGUUCCGUGUGAUAUACAAUUUGGGUACAGGAAUAAGGUUUGUAUUGGAAU